UUCCGAUAAUCAGAAUCCUGACCAUGUCUCUCUCUCUGGCCCUUGUGGCAGGCCUCCUGCUGGGCCAAGCCUCGGCCGGUUCCUCCUCUGCCGUGGCCAGCAGCAGUUACAUUUACGUUCCUUCUACUACUGUCACUUGCUUUUCGGAGCUGGGCUUAACGUCGGUCGCUUCCAUCCCCACGACGAGCAUCACUCGCACGAUCCACGAUACGAACCCUGUGGUGGUAUACACGACUGUCCAGGACACAGUCACAGUGACUCCUGACACGACGACAGUGACGUUGACUGACUAUGAGACGGACACUAUCACUUCCACCGCUCUGACGGCCACAGACACCUUCUCGACGACCUCUACCGAGUAUGCCACGACGACUGUUACCAUCACCCCGACGCUCGUUACAUUCACGGAGACGACCGUCAUUGAGACCAGUGUCACCAGCACCGCCACCAUCCCUACUCCGGCCGGCUUCACGCCCAUCGUCGACACAGUGACCGCGACAGGAGCAGCCAACAAGCGCUCUCUUGAGCAGGAGGAGGACACAUGCGGCGGCCAGUGGGUGGACGACUACCAGUAUGCCACAGCAGUGGAAUGUGUGGCAAAGGUCACCGUUCAUACCACCACCACCUCGACCAUCACUGCUACACCUGCCACCUCCACGGCUGCCACGCCUACCGCGACUGCUACAGACACUGCGACAAUCACCAGCACCUCCACGGUGGUGCCUGGGGAUGUGUCGACGACGCUGAGCUACGGCACCACCUCAACCCUCACGGAGACCAGCACCGCAGCGACCCCGAUCACCACGCUGAUCGUCACGUCCACCAUCACGACGGGUGUGACCACUACUAGCUUCUACGCCGCCUGCGCGACGAACAACAUCGCCGGCGCGCCGCUCUCCUCUGACUUUGGCUCCCUAGCAGGCCUAUACAUUUACCAGGUGCAGUAUUCUGGCAUUGAGGAUGCUUCGAUCAAAGUGACUUCCGGCUCGACAGCGUACGACUGUUGCGUGACCUGUAUCGAGAACUCCCUCUGCGCCUUGUCCUUAUUCGACGACGGCUAUUGCUUCAAUAUCGACACCACCACUGCCUACUGCUCCGAGUCGGCAGAUUAUGCCAAGAUUCUUCUAACCACCAGUGCGGAAGACUACGCGGUUUCAAACGGCAACUGUGGCCAUGCCAUCUAUGAAUAAUUGUAGAAUACAAAGUAGAGCAGCAACUUAUCAAUGUAGACAAUACAAGCAUCUAAUCCUGAUCCUCGAACGGACAGUUUGGGAGGACAUGAAUGUAACAACGCGUCACACCCGUAGGCCCAUAGACGAGCACCAUUGAAGAAGUCAAGGCACA
This is a messenger RNA of Penicilliopsis zonata CBS 506.65, 1344 nucleotides long. RefSeq lists its product as hypothetical. NCBI's taxonomy places the organism in Eukaryota, Fungi, Ascomycota, Eurotiomycetes, Eurotiales, Aspergillaceae. Bases 24 to 1190 code for a protein of 388 amino acids. The record is from RefSeq and is a predicted model, not a curated record. The transcript has a single exon.